Messenger RNA from Peromyscus californicus insignis, 6565 nucleotides. RefSeq names its product myoneurin (gene Mynn). Gene Ontology annotation, molecular function: protein binding; RNA polymerase II cis-regulatory region sequence-specific DNA binding; DNA-binding transcription factor activity, RNA polymerase II-specific. Gene Ontology annotation, biological process: regulation of transcription by RNA polymerase II. The coding region runs from base 1020 to 2849 and encodes 609 amino acids. The transcript has 8 exons. Lineage: Eukaryota; Metazoa; Chordata; Mammalia; Rodentia; Cricetidae. The record is from RefSeq and is a predicted model, not a curated record. Gene Ontology annotation, cellular component: nucleus.
AUUCACAAAUUCUUACAGAGACGUUAUAAUGCAAAAAGAUUCCGGUAGGGGGAAAGUCUCCUUUUUUGAGACUGUCUUUUCAAAUAAAGUCCCGGGCAAAUUCCUUAAGGUCCAGAAACAUAACUUUUGACAGCAACAAACAUUUAAGUUGUGGUUUUUAAGAUUUAUGAAACGUCCGCAGGUUCUAGGGAGGAAUCUACCCGAACACAUCAAAACUUUCUGGCACUUUCGUAUAGUGCAGCGAUAACUCUGCGCUUCUUCCUUUACGGCACGAAAUCUGACUUCGAUGUAAAUAACUGCCAAAAUUGUUCUGGUUCAGGCGCAGGAAAACCUUUUUCCGGUAGAAAGCCCACCUUCCUCUCAUGUUGCGCAUGCCCAGUGUGCCCUGCUGCUUUGCUUUGCUUUCGUGCAUCUCCACCUUCUGUCACCAGGUAAGGGCAUCCUGGAAGAUGAGCUUCAGUGGCCGGGCUCAAACAGAACUCUGGGGGUCCCAAGAGCUUUCGGGUAUGCAAAAGAGGAAGCACAUCCCUCCCAGCCGCCACGGGCAAGAGCCAGGGUGCACAGCGCCGUAAUCUCCACUGGAGGGGCGCUAAUGAAGAGAAGAUGACAGGAGAGGAAAAGAACUACAAUUCCCAGCAUGCAGUGCGCCGCGCGGCUCCGGGAGAGGCCGGCUGUGCACUCGAGCGGGGUCUCAGCCCAGCAUCCGGGCCCACGCCUGCGGGCUGACAAGGUGAGCAUCUGGCCUAGGAUGUGAGUGAGCCCUGAGGUGUGUUCCGGCGCCCCGGGCAUGCCGGGAAGUUAGGCCUCCGGGAGCCAGCUCGCCCGCCCUGGCGGACCUCUGCAGUCCCAUGGCCGGUGUCCACGCUGGACCACACACCCGGACGUGACGCUACAGCGGAGGAGGAAGGGAGAGGCGGAGCGUCGCGGUGACGUCCUCCCAAGAUGGCGGAGAGAGAGUGAGGAAACUGUUUCCCUUGGGCGGCUACCGAUCAAGGGUAAAAUUCCAUUCUGAUAUCAAAAUGCAGUAUUCACACCACUGUGAGCACCUUUUAGAGAGACUGAACAAACAGCGGGAAGCAGGAUUUCUUUGCGACUGUACCGUCGUGAUUGGCGAGUUCGAGUUUAAGGCGCAUAGGAAUGUGCUUGCCUCCUUUAGUGAGUAUUUCGGUGCGAUCUACAGAAGCACUUCUGAGAACAAUGUUUUUCUUGAUCAGAGUCAGGUGAAGGCUGACGGAUUUCAGAAACUGUUGGAGUUUAUAUAUACGGGAACUUUAAAUCUCGACAGUUGGAAUGUUAAAGAAAUUCAUCAGGCUGCUGACUAUCUCAAAGUAGAAGAGGUAGUAACUAAAUGUAAAAUAAAGAUGGAAGAUUUUGCUUUUAUUGCUAGUCCCUCUUCUACAGAAAUAUCUAGUAUUACUGGAAACAUCGAAUUGAAUCAACAGACCUGUCUUCUUACUCUGCGAGAUUAUAACAAUCGGGAGAAAUCAGAAGUGUCCACAGACUUAGUUCAGGCAAAUCCUAAACAACGUUCAUUGGCAAAGAAAUCGUCUCAAAGUAAAAAGAAGAAAAAGGCUUUCAAUUCCCAGAAACCAGGGCAGAAUAAAACAGUGCACUAUCCCAGUGAUGUUUUAGAGAGUGCAUCUGUUGAAUUAUUCCUAGAUACAAAUAAAUUGUCCUCCCCUGUGGUUGAACAAGUCAUCCAAGGAAAUGAUAAUUCAGAACUUGAGUUGACCUCAGUUGUGGAAAAUACUUUUCCAGCACAAGAUAUUGUGCAAACUGUUACCGUCAAACGGAAACGUGGAAAGUCACAGUCACACUGUGCUCUGAAAGAACACUCCAUGUCUAAUAUAACCAGUGUAAAGAGUCCGUAUGAACUGGAGAACACUGGAGAAGAGCUGGAUCAGCGGUAUUCGAAGGCCAAGCCAAUGUGUAACACAUGCGGGAAGGUGUUUUCAGAAGCCAGCAGCUUGAGAAGGCACAUGAGAAUACAUAAAGGAGUCAAGCCCUAUGUCUGCCACUUGUGUGGAAAGGCUUUUACCCAGUGUAACCAGCUGAAAACCCACGUAAGGACUCAUACAGGGGAAAGGCCAUACAAAUGUGAACUAUGUGAUAAAGGAUUUGCUCAGAAAUGCCAGCUGGUCUUCCACAGUCGCAUGCAUCAUGGUGAGGAAAAACCCUAUAAAUGUGAUGUGUGCAAUUUACAGUUUGCAACUUCUAGCAAUCUCAAGAUUCAUGCAAGGAAGCACAGUGGAGAGAAGCCAUAUGUUUGUGAUAGAUGUGGGCAGAGAUUCGCCCAAGCCAGCACACUGACCUAUCAUGUCCGUAGGCAUACUGGAGAAAAGCCUUAUGUGUGUGACACCUGCGGAAAGGCAUUUGCUGUCUCUAGUUCUCUAAUCACUCAUUCUCGAAAACAUACAGGUGAAAAACCAUACAUAUGUGGUAUUUGUGGGAAAAGUUUUAUUUCCUCAGGAGAGCUCAACAAACACUUUCGAUCCCAUACAGGAGAACGACCAUUUAUCUGUGAACUGUGUGGAAAUUCUUACACAGACAUUAAAAAUUUGAAGAAGCACAAAACAAAGGUCCAUUCUGGUACAGAUCAAACUCCAGAUUGCAGUGUAGAUGACCAUGCUUUAAGUGAACAAGAUCCCACACAAAGAAGUCCUCUGUCAGAAACUCUAGAUGUGAAGCCUUCUGAUAUGACUCUACCCUUAGCGCUUCCACUUGGAACUGAAGACCAUAUGCUCCUUCCUGUCACCGAUAGUCAGUCUCCUACGUCAGACACACUGUUGAGGUCAACUGUGAAUGGAUAUUCCGAGCCACAGUUGAUUUUUUUACAACAAUUAUAUUGACUUUGAGGACAUGGAAUUGCUAAGACAUCCCUAGUAGUAAAUAUAAACGUCUCUGGUAAGGUGCAUAUUCAUAUUAAUCCCCAUUCAUUUGAGCUGUGUGAACAUUAUUUGUCACUCCUGGAAGUAAAAGCACCUGACCUUGCAUCCAUCAGUGCUCGUUUUGACUUUUGGCUUUUACUGUAAGCAGCCUUUCCAGGAGUGACGUCCACUGUGGCAGCACUAUUUUGGGUGGGUAAGUUGUAGACACUGUUCAAGCUGCCUUAAUUCCAUUUUUAUUUUGCAUUUUGGACUUCUUUGUUCCUGAGAUAAAAUCUGACCUGUGGGUUUUUCAUUGUUGUUCUCUUCUAACUGUUUAAGCAAAAUCUACAGUAAUAUCAACUUCAAAGCGUUUCUGUUUAUAAACCCUGUGGAGCAGUAGGUAAACUGUUGGAGGGGUAAAAUUUCAUAUUUAUACCUAUGAAAAUUUAGAUACUAAGGAAGAAUUGUGCUAUUUAUUAAUAUAUUCCUUUAGAGGUAACUUUUUUAAUGAAGCCAAAAGGAGUAUUUCUCUUAAAACCCAGAAAAAUGUAUGUAAAUUUUUGUUCAUUUAGAAUGAACUCAGUAUUCUGGAGAAAACCAAUAGUCUAAUCAGUUUUUGUUUUGAGUUGAGACUAUAUUUUUUUAAAUAGAUAUUUGGUGUUUUUAAGUGGUCAAAAGACAGUUUUGAAAUUUGAUUCAUUUUAUAUUUUAUUAGAUUUGUAGAUUAUUGGAAGUGAAUAUAUAACAGUUUGAAAAUUUUUGAUAAGCCUAUCUUUUUAUCGGUUAUGCACUUUUUAAAAUAAAUGUUCUAAAAAGAAUUUUCUAGAUAUAAAAUACAUACUAGAAAUCACUUGGCUUCUAAAUUUGAUAUAUUACAUAGAAAAAUCAAGAAACUUGAGUAGCUUGCCUAAAGCAACACACGAACACACACAAAUAGAAUCACUAUCCUAACUUCAAUUAUAAGCUACACUUUCUGGUUAUCAGUUUAUUUACCAGUUUAUAUUUGAGUUUUCUAUAGGUAUGGGUUUUUCAAUUCUAUAAACUACACUGCACCUUUGGGUUGUUGGCUGUAGCUUCCUAGUGGUCUUUCCAUUCCAGGUGGAUGUAGAGAAUUGAGUGACACCCAUCCAGAUACCUGCUGCCACUUUCCCCAUCUCUCUAUCCCCGCAUAUUAAUUUAUUUCACUGCCUCACCUCUGCAUUUUAACUCUCAGAGAGUCAGUUCCCAUAGUACUGAUAAAAGUCGUGGUGACUAUUUCUCAUUUCUGCCGUGAAUUAGUUACGCUUAUUUGUUUUCAUGAUUUAAACUACACUGAAAUAAAUUCAAUGUGUUUACCAAUACUGAAUUCUUUAGUCAUAAUUCCCUGUUUGGGUCCAAGUCUCAGAAAUGAGAAGAUAAAAACACCCAAUUCUUCCAGACUGAAGUAGUGAUGCCAUUUCUUAGAGCACAUAGCGUUUUCACAGUAAAUUGCCACCAGUGAGACUGACUUAGCUGGAGACGGUAAACAAAUGCCUCCUUUGUAUAAUAAACUUACUAUUUCAUUAUUUACCUAAGAAAUCUGUGUGUCCAUUAAAUGAACGUACUGAGUUUGAAUAUAAUUUGUAAGGUUAUAAAAUGGUCAGCUAGUCUAUUCUGGUUUAAGAUCAAUGAAAAUUUACUGGAAUGUAACAAAACUAAAGAAAAUUAAGAGCCAACCCUUUUUAACAAGUUGCCAAAGUAGAGAGAUAUUUAAUUCACAUCUUCAUUAAUCCAAGCAUCUAACUGUAGUUGGCAUUUUCUUUGGGCAGCCAGCUAGCUCCCAGAUAAAGACAUAGAGACUUAUUAUGCAUGCUCAGCUUUAGCUUAGGCUUGUCCCACUAGCUCUUUUAACUUAAUUUUACCUGUUUCUGUUCAUCUUUGUUUGGCCUUGGGGCUUUUUACCUUUCUUUCAUUCUGUAUGUCCUACUUUCCUGCUUCCUCUGUGUCUGUCUGGCCCCUGGCAUCUCCCUGGCAUCUCUUUUUCUUUCUUUCCUCCCCCUCCCCGAGCCUAAAUUCCUCCUCCUAUUUCCUCUUCUUGCCCAGAAAUCCUAUACCUCCUCCCUCACUAUUGGCAGUUCAGCUUUUUAUUAGACCAGUCAGGUGCCUUAGGCAAGGUAAAACAGCCACGCAUCUUUACAUAGUUAAACAACUAUUCUGCAUCAUAAAAAAAUGCAGCACAUCUUUGCAUAGUUAAACAAAUAUUCUGCAACAUCUAAUGAACAUUUUUCUUAAGUGCUAUAGUUAGCUGGGCAUGGUAGCACAUAUCUGUAAUCACAGCAUUCUGGAAAGUUGAGGCAAGAAGAUUAAAAAAUAAUUCCAAAAAUCACUAUGAUGAUGUCAUAGUUAUAUGAGGGCAAAAAUUGUCCCGUUUCCUCAAAUGUAAUGAUAGUCUUUUUGUUGAUUUAUCUUUUUAAAUUUUGAGAUAGUCUUACUUCAUAGCCCAGACUGCCUAGGACUUCUGUGUAACUAACCUGAGGUAUCCUCAUACCCAAGGUUCUCCUCCCUCGCCCUCCAGAACAUGCAAUACAAUAGCCAACUUGGUAAUUAGCAUUCUGAAAGCUUCCAAAUCUAUUAUUUUCAGUAUUAUUUCAUAUAAUUGCAAUAUGGAAUAGGUAGGAUUGGUUUUUUUUAUUUGCAUUACCUGCAUAUCUAAAAUUAUUUUAAGUUGAUGUGGCUUUAGUUAUCGUUUGCUCUUCCAGAAUUACGUGUGAAGAAAGUUUAAAGACUGAAUGUUCUCUCUUAUCAUUUUUUAAUACUACAGUGUUACUUAUUUGAACCUGUGUGUAUUUUAGAUGUGUCUGGUAAUCAUUCUAACACAAAGAAUCACUGGGGUCAGUUGUUUAUUUUGUUAAGAUGCGGUGUUUUGGGAAAGAUUCUUAAGUAUUACAGAAGGUUUUGAAAGUCUUUAAAAUGCUGAAUAUCUUAGAAACUAUUUUCUAAUAUUGUUUUAUAAUUGUAUUAUUUUACUCUAGUGUUAGCUUUUAGACUUUUUAAAAAAGAAAUUGUAGAUUAUAUAUUAAAUGAAUUUUGCUGUUGAAUAGUAUUCAUGUUUAAUUCCAUGGGAUCAUUUCAAUAGACAAUUUUAGAAACCUUUUUCAAGAUUGAAAUUUCUGUCAGUUUAUUGCAAAAAUAGUUUAGCAUUUCUGUACAUUUUAAUCCUACAGAAAUGGCACUACCAGAGUAGUUAAAGCAGGUGGUUAAUUAUAUACACUAAUUUUUAAAAUCUCCUAGGCCAGUAGUUGUAAUGGCUUUACUGCUAUCAGAAUGGAGCUUAAGAAUAAUGACAUUCGUACCCACUUCAGCUUACUGUACUGAGUCAGACAGUGCUGGGGCAGAUGUAUGCUAGAAAAGCCCUACAGUUGAUCUCAACGUGUACCAGACAUUGAGAACUAUCCUCCUAAGCACUUAGGUGCCCUCUGUUUGAGAGGCACUUAAGAUGGAAUUCUUGAAUAUAAUUUUCUAUCUUUUACCUGGAGAUUUUAGUCUAUUAUUUGGCUAGAAAUACCACCAAAUGAAAAGAUUAAAGUCUGCAUUUUUCACUCACUAUUUUGAUAUCAAUGAAAUUGAGUUACUGGAAUGUUGAUUUGUUACUUUUUGUUUUAAGAGAAGGUUUUACUAUGUGUCACUGUGUUGAGCUUGAAUAUAUUAAAUAGCCCAGAUUAGGCUGGAAUUCACAGUAA